This is a messenger RNA of Haliotis rubra (blacklip abalone), 1504 nucleotides long. RefSeq names its product inosine-uridine preferring nucleoside hydrolase-like. The transcript is spliced from 7 exons. The coding region runs from base 244 to 1179 and encodes 311 amino acids. Gene Ontology annotation, molecular function: hydrolase activity, hydrolyzing N-glycosyl compounds. NCBI's taxonomy places the organism in Eukaryota, Metazoa, Mollusca, Gastropoda, Lepetellida, Haliotidae. The record is from RefSeq and is a predicted model, not a curated record.
CGAAGCCCAGCCAGUGUUCUGUUUGGCUCGGUCAUCUGUUAGCAGUUCUGGAGAGCAUGGCCUGUACAAGCCAUAUCUUAUCAAAAUAUACGACUGAUAAGAAGUUGCAACAGUAAAGGUCUGAAUGCAGAACAGAAACUAAAGGCCACUUCCACUGAUUUACAUUCAAACGUGGUUCCGGACAAGGAGCUAAGGGAGGUCACUCUGAGGGUCGAACUUCAGCGCGUCUUCAACAGAAGGAAUAUGAAGGUGAUUGUGGACGUAGACACCGGUAUUGACGACGCCACGGCGUUGAUGCUGCUGCUGUCGCGGGCUGAUGUCGAGGUGUUAGCGAUCACGUGUGUCCGGGGAAAUAUUGCCCUGGACAAAGUGUGCGUCAAUACGCUCAGAGUCCUCAAGGCAUGUGGCAAGGAGAAUAUCCCUGUGUACCGAGGAGCAGAUCGACCCAUCCUAGACAACGAAAAGGAUGCGUCUCACUUCCACGGUGUGGACGGCCUGGGUGACGCCACGUGGUCCGAGUCGGUUGACAUCGCAGACCUUCAGUCAGAGCAUGCUGUCAUGGCUAUACUCAGACUCAUCAACAAACAUCCAGGGGAGAUAACUCUCAUUCCUCUGGGGCCUCUGACGAAUAUCGCUCUUGCGUUGCGCCUGGAUCCGGAUCUUGGGAAGAAACUGAAGGAGGUGUUCAUUAUGGGAGGAAAUACUGAAGCUCGUGGCAAUGUCACUGUUUCAUCUGAGUUCAACUUUUAUGUCGACCCUGAAGCCGCAUACAUUUGCCUGAGCGCGUUUAAGGCACCACUGACUAUCAUUCCGUGGGAGUCGUGCUUGGAUACACAGAGGCAAAUACCAUGGGCUGUCUAUGACAAAUGGAUCGCCCUGGGGACUCCGAAAGCGAAUUUCCUGAAGAAAAUCACCCAACAUUGGAUUGAGAAUAUCAAGGUCAGACAACAACCUGGUUUCCGGUCAUGUGACCUCUUUGCCAUGACAACGGUGCUGGACAGGGAAAGCAUACUGGACAAGGAGACUGUUCAUGCAACUGUAGAGCUACACGGACAACUGACAAGAGGCCAAAUGGUCGUUGACUGGAAGAACAGAAUGGGCAAUGAGCCAAAUGUGACGAUAGUUAAAAAGAUCUGUGUUGAGAAGGUGACCCAGUUUGUGACGGGAAUGCUUCAGUGAAAACACAGCUGGCUUCACUGGGGUGUCCGCCCACUAGUUGCACACGUCACUUCGUCACGCGUCUUAUACAUAGGACUGGGAAUGAUUGCACGGAAAUUCACCUCCUGUUAUCUGACUAUUGGAAUAUAAUGAUUCGCUCAGACCAACACGAUACACGAUUGGUUCAAACUUUUACGCUUACCAAAGGAUAGAAAUCCAAAGCAGUGCUAUAUUAUGUUGCACAAUUUAGACAAAGUUGGUAGGAAAACGGGGGUAUAUUUUGUCCGAAAUACUUUGUUCAAUUAUGGUUUUGGUUUUGUGUGGGAAGCUCAAGGAGUUGGCAACG